AUGAACUUUGGAUCCAAUCAUAAAAGCUUUGAAAUCUUUUUCAUUCUCUCAAUCAUAAUUGCUCAAGUUAUCUGUGAGAGAUUCUCAGAAACUAAUCUUCCUCCGGGUACCAUAGUGGUCAAACCAGGAAAAGGAACCUUAUCGGCCGCAUUUACCCAAUUGAAAGGAAGGAAAGGAAAACAGUUUAUAUUCUUAAAGAAAGGUGUUUACUACGAUAAUGCAAAGUUGAAUGAUUAUGAAGACGGAAUCAUAAUCCAAGGAGAAGGUGGUACUAAGAAAUCAUAUCUGGAUAAUUUGGUUACCAUCGUUUCUUCAGUGAAAGGAACUGGGACUUCCUCAGCCUUACGUAUCAAUGUACCAAAUGUGAACGUCUAUAGCAUAACAUUCCAAAACACGUUUGGACCGGGUUUUCAGGCGGUAGCCCUGACUGCUAAUGGAGACAAUCACAUUUAUGAUCGAUGUGCCUUUCUUGGUUUCCAAGAUACAUUGUAUGAUUACAGAGGAACUCAUUAUUUCUUUGGAUGUUAUAUAGAAGGUGCGAUUGACUUCAUCUUUGGUGGUGGAAGAAGCUUUUAUGAUAACUGUGUGAUUGGAAUCAAACCCAACAAAGGAGGAGUACAAGAGAUCACAGCUAAUGAUGCUGGAUCACCAGGACAUUUAGAUUCAAUCUUUGUAUUUGAUUCACCAAAUUUUGUUGACCUUCAUGGGGUUCCUGCAGCUACAACCUAUUAUGGAAGAGCAUGGGGUCCUAAACCACAAGUAGUGAUUCAAAACCCAAACAAUUUUGGAAGCUUACAUCCAGAUGGAUGGGAUCCAGAUGGGGUGGGUUCAAUUAAAUUUGAUGGAUCUGAUUUUCGUGAAUUACCAUUGAAGACCAAAAGAGGAAAACCUUUAAAACAAAGAAUCACAAAGGAAAGAGUCUUGGGUGAUAAAUUUCGUUACUUAUCUUAA
Molecule: messenger RNA, 951 nt
Organism: Melampsora larici-populina 98AG31
Lineage: Eukaryota; Fungi; Basidiomycota; Pucciniomycetes; Pucciniales; Melampsoraceae
Product: family 8 carbohydrate esterase
Exons: 9
Coding region: 1-951 (316 amino acids)
Biological process (GO): cell wall modification
Molecular function (GO): pectinesterase activity
Source: RefSeq, a predicted model, not a curated record